AUGGCUGGCAGAGGCAGGGGGCGGGGGAUGGCCCAUGUCCCUGAAGCCCCGGACCCGAAUGACAGCGUGAUCAAGGCGUUGUUGCAGCUUCAGGAGGACGGGGACCUCACUAGCUUCCUGGAAGUGGCCGCAGUAGACCUGAACCAGGACAUAGCCGUUGCCAAGUACCGAAAGACGACGCCCUUCGACGCUCUCCUGAACGGCUUGAGGAAAUCCGAGUCCUUGGCCACUGCCUCGGGCCUGGAGACGAUCCGAUUGGCCGUGUCUCUCGGCGCGCAGUGGACGGUUCCCAGCUUCCUGAAGCUGCUCCGGGGCCUCAUCGAGCUCCGCGCCGUGAACGGGGCCCAGGGCCGGGAGCUCCUGGACUUCGCCCUACAAACGGGCGCGCGAUGGGACCCCGGCGAGGAUGAGCCUGUGUCUCGCGAUGAAGUGGCCUUCCAGGCCAUGGUGCCUCUGCUUCUGGAGGCCGAGCUUCUGGACGAGCCUGCCUCCAUGGAACUGUUGGAGAGAUCUUUGGCAGAGUGUCGGCUGCAGAAUGUCAUGGGAGUCAGGUUGGAGGGCGGUGGGAACAUCUUCUCCCAUCUGGUUGGCGAUGCAGUUUGCUGGGGCGUCUUGGGAACGCCGAAAGGGGAUGCCCUCAUCGACCUCGCGAUGGCGCAUGGGGCCGACUGGGCCUCCCUGGACGGCUGGAGCCUCACCCCCUUCGAGGAGAUCCCCCGCCUGGCCUUGAGAAGAGACCCAAAGCACAAGACCCCGAUGUCGCCGGAGGCUGCGCUGGCCUAUGCCCGGAAAGUGCUACAAGGUCAUCCGCAGCCGGGUCUCUUGUGGAACGGCACGAGGAAGACGCGGACGGAGGAGGACCCCUUUGAGUCCCAGGGGGCCUUGCUUCCUCUGCUCCGGACUUUGGCCGAACAGAAGCGCGUUGGGGAGGCGAUCUCUCGGAAAUGGUUGAAGAUGGCAGAUGAGACCGGGGCCAAGUGGGAUGCCAUUCACUGGAAGUGUUGCCGGAAGCAGCAAGUUUUCAAUUUGAACCUCAUGAAGUGGAAGAUCUGGCAGAUCGGCCGGGUCAGUACUUUCCACUCCCUGGUGCAGGACCUUGCGGUGGCGGGCGCCUUAGAUCACCCCGAUGGGGUGGACAUCGUGGCCCGGGCGCUGGAAAAUGGCGCCGACUACCGUAUUGAUGAUCCGGAGCCUCCCGGGCCGAAGCGCCUCCCGGUGGAUAUCCCGGAGCUGGUGUGGAGCUGGCGAAGGGAGACCGUGCGCCUCUUGGCACUGCUGGCCUCUGGAAGGGCCGUCCCCAAGUCGGGAGAUCUGGUGGCUUCCCUGGUUGCGCUGGCCCAGUUCGUGCAGGGGGCGGCGCACGCCUCAGCUCUGCAGGUUCGGCAUCCCAUUGUGGAGUCGAUACUGGGAUUUCUUCCUCGUGUCCCACCGGUGCUGGGUUAUGAGUUCACGGGCUAUAACGAGGUGGCACACCAUCCACAACCCGUUCGAUGCUAG
This is a messenger RNA of Symbiodinium necroappetens, 1497 nucleotides long. The record is from the annotation of a GenBank genome assembly. Lineage: Eukaryota; Dinophyceae; Suessiales; Symbiodiniaceae.